Messenger RNA from Hordeum vulgare subsp. vulgare (domesticated barley), 1702 nucleotides. RefSeq names its product caffeoylshikimate esterase. Gene Ontology annotation, molecular function: lipase activity. NCBI's taxonomy places the organism in Eukaryota, Viridiplantae, Streptophyta, Magnoliopsida, Poales, Poaceae. The record is from RefSeq and is a predicted model, not a curated record. Gene Ontology annotation, cellular component: membrane. The coding region runs from base 439 to 1443 and encodes 334 amino acids. The transcript has a single exon.
GAUCUUUUUCGCCCACGCGUAGCAUCGCGCUAAUGAAAAUCAGUAGAUCUGGUUGACGAGAAUUGAAUUCCCGGUACCUGAUUUGGAACGAGUAGUUGCCGUAAAGUCUACACACUGUACGCUGACCACUAAAUGCGUCGUGUCCUCUGCGCCGAGUGACAGAUCCAAAUCGAGUAUUUUUCGAUAGCACGAAUCGACGGGCACCACAGUAGCACACCCACACCAUACCGCAGCACAGUAGUGGCAUUCAUCAGCCGUCAUCGGCCCAUCCGCCUUUGCCGAUCGAUGCCGGACACGGCCGUGCAACCACUAGUCUGGUACCAGUACCAAAUAAAAAUAACCCUCCGCUCGCCCUCGUUUGCAUCUACUACUCCAACAACGCACCACUAAACAAAGAAAGGCGAGCGCUCAGAGCUCGGACAGAAGCCGGCCAUCGGCAUGGUGCAUCCGGUGGCGGAGGCCGACGAGCGGAGCCCCUUCGGCGGGCUGACCGCCGAGGAGUACUACGCGCGGCACGGCGUCACGCACACCUCCUCCACCUUCGUCAACCCGCGCGGGCUCCGCAUCUUCACGCAGCGCUGGGUGCCGAGCGGCGACGCCCCCGUGCUCGGCGCCAUCGCCGUCGUCCACGGCUUCACCGGCGAGUCGAGCUGGAUGGUGCUCCUCACGGCCGUCCACUUCGCCAAGCAGGGCUUCGCGGUGGCCGCCGUGGACCACCAGGGCCACGGCUUCUCCGAGGGCCUCCAGGCCCACAUCCCGGACAUCGGCCCCGUGCUGGACGACUGCGAGGCCGCCUUCGCCCCCUUCCGCGCCGACCACCCGCCCCCGCUCCCCUGCUUCCUCUACGGCGAGUCCCUCGGCGGCGCCAUCGCGCUGCUGCUGCACCUGAGGGACAAGGCCCGGUGGCGCGACGGCGCGGUGCUCAACGGCGCCAUGUGCGGGGUGAGCCCCCGGUUCAAGCCGCCGUGGCCGCUGGAGCACCUGCUGUGGGCGGCGGCCGCCGUGGCGCCGACAUGGCACGUCGCCUUCACCAGGGGGAACAUCCCCGGCCGGUCCUUCAAGGUGGGGUGGAAGCGCGCGCUGGCGCUGGCCAGCCCGCGCCGCACCACGGCGCCGCCCCGCGCCGCCACCGCGCUCGAGCUCCUCCGGGUGUGCCGGGAGCUGCAGGCGCGGUUCGAGGAGGUGGAGCUGCCGCUGCUGGCGGUGCACGGCGGGGAGGACACGGUGUGCGACCCGGCGUGCGUCGAGGAGAUGCACCGCCGCGCGGGGAGCCGGGACAAGACGCUGCGCGUGUACCCAGGGAUGUGGCACCAGAUCGUCGGCGAGCCGGAGGAGAACGUCGAGGAGGUCUUCGCCGACGUCGUCGGCUGGCUCAAGGCCCGCGCGGCCAAAGCCGCCGCCGGCGCCGGCGGUACGCAGCAGCAGCAGCAGCAGCACGAGUAGUUGGUUGGUUCACGCGCUGCGCGCUGGCCGUGCGUGUCGGGUACCGGUGGGAAGGCGCGUGUUGUUCGGGGAGUUGGAUCGGUCGAUCAUGGGUAGGGUGUGUGUGGUCCGUGGCAGAUUCAAGUACGGGCGCAAUAAAAGAGUACGUAUAUUGAUGAUGAAAUGUGUGAUCUGGUCCUGGCGUGGUGUAUCAUGGGUAGUGGAGUAUUUGCAAGUGGUCAUGGCUUCUCAUCAAUGUAAAUGUCGUGCUCAUCGUCUA